Molecule: messenger RNA, 711 nt
Organism: Penicillium verrucosum
Lineage: Eukaryota; Fungi; Ascomycota; Eurotiomycetes; Eurotiales; Aspergillaceae
Gene: pre4
Product: proteasome core particle subunit beta 7
Exons: 4
Coding region: 1-711 (236 amino acids)
Cellular component (GO): proteasome core complex
Source: RefSeq, a predicted model, not a curated record
AUGAACCACUUCCCUGAAGCUUGGGGUCGCCCCAGGAACGAUGUCUACGGUGCCUAUGAUCACUCAUAUUUGCAGACCACAGGUCCCAAGGCCCAUACCUCAUCCCCUGCCGUGACAGGAACGUCAGUGGUGGGUGUCAAGUUUAAUGGUGGAGUCGUUAUAGCUACCGACAACCUGGCCUCCUACGGAUCCCUGGCUCGUUUCUCCGAUGUGAAGCGUCUGCGGAAAUUCGGCGAUAAGGCAAUGGUUGGCUUUGGCGGUGACGUUUCCGACAUGCAAUAUCUCGACCGUCUCCUCGACUCCAUGGAUAUCAAGGAAAACUACUCGCCUCACGGCAACAUGCUCAACGCCAAGAACCUGCACACCUACCUCGCAAAGGUUUUCUACAAACGACGCUCCGAGUUCAACCCGCUGUGGAACCACGUCCUUGUCGCGGGUUUCGAUGCGGAAGGAGAGCCCUUCCUUAGCUCCGCAGAUUUGCUCGGAACAACAUUCUCUGCUCCUCAUCUGGCUACAGGCUUUGGUGCUCAUCUUGCGGUUCCGAUCCUGCGCCGCAAGUUCCCCGAGGGGACCCCCUUGAACAAUGCCGACAAGUACUCGAUAGCCGUGAUUACGAAGGAUGGUAUUGAGCUGAAGGAGGAUGAGCAGAUUCAGGGUCAGAGCUGGGCCUUUGCCGAAAGAAUCAAGGGAUACGGAGCCCAGACUGCUUAA